CAAUCGCGGGUGAAUGUGAAAGGGAGUCUACCAGCAAGCUACUUAAGUGCAUAGGUAACCAGUGCCCACAUUAUGCUUCAGUGCAGUUGUUUUUUUAUUUUCUAUAACGUGCUUCGUGGAGCCAUUUGUGGAGGGCUAUGGAAGUGUAUGGUUCUGCACUUAUUGAAAGCUAAUGGUGGUGUCCAUGGCUUCUGAGUAUGCCGUCACCUAAGUGAAUCUUUAUACGAUAAUCCAUUUAUCGGGAAUCUUGAUGCUGAUUUUUUGUUGCAGAGUCUGUGUUGCAUUUAAAUGCAUUUGGCUGACAAGUUUUAUUAAGAAAAAAAAUAUUAUUCUUGCAUUCUUGAAUAAAACUGCUUAGACAAGAGGGAUUAUGUUAGGUGGGUUAUACUAUAGCAAAAGACUUGGUGUCUGCUCUCUUAUUGAUGAGAAAUACACAGUGGUUUGCUUAUCUAAAGGACAUUCACCUUCUUAUUAUGAUAAUGCUAUUAGUGGAUAAAAGCUGUCCCAAUUUUUAUGGCUGUUGUAGCACUUAGAUGUCACGAGGAUUGCUGUAAAUGCAGCACAGAACUGCUUGAUUUUUUGAUGGAAAACAUGUAAUUGAUUCUUCAGAUGCUUGGUGCUUUGUGGGGGUGGUGACAUAAUGGAAUUAGUCAUUUAUGUGGUUCUUCUCUAAGAAAUCUUGAAUGAAGUCUUACAAAGGUUGUAACUAUUCUUUGGUUUCAGUCAGCAUUCAUAUUUCACUACAUAGGAAAAUUGUGCCAUGGCUGAAAAAUGUUGAGUUCUGGAGCAUUCUGUUAGUAGUACUAUACCGUGGUUCAGUGUUGCGUGGAAGAACAUAAAUCUCUCAAUGGCUGAGAGAAAAUGCUUGCGUGGUCCAAGUUUACCCAGAAAGCACCCUUUUUGAUGUAGUAAAAUUACUCAUUCUAUCUGCUGUGUCUAGGCUGGGUGGUUAGUCAUUCAUUCAGUUUCUUGGUUUGAAUUGAAGGCUAUAUCACGGGUUUAGGAAUUGGAAUUAGUAGGGAUGUCAACAUUAUUGUCUCUACCCAGCCUUCACUAAAAUCAGCCAAACAUGGUUUAAGAUUAAAUCAUAUGGAGGAUUUCUUUGGCAUCUGCAUGUGAUGAUACACGUGAAACUUGUUUUGCAGGUCAUAUGCCUAUUUUCUGGAUUGGCGAAAGCAAUUGGCGGUUGUAAUUAAUUUGUGAACAACUCUGUUGAGCUGCUAGUAGUGCAGUUCUGUACCUGAGAAAUAGGAGUGAAUUAUGGUUUGUUGAUGGACUGAUGUUUUGCGCAAAAAGAAAAGAAAAGAUCAUUAUGCUUUGUUAAUGUUGUCUCUAAUAUGGAGUGCAAGUUUAGUAAUAGAACAGCAUUCGUUUGUGACAUUUCAGUAUAAAAUAAAUGAAAUCACCAUUUUUAAGCCAAUUGGUUGGAAGAGUACAAGUGGAGUGGUUGAUUUGAACAUAAUAUAGCUUUCUUUCUCGAGAAUACUAAUGCUAAUGUCAAUUUUUCUGUGUUGAAUAGAAUCUAAAAGAAGAGCGGGUUAACGCCUCCAUCGCCAAUUCCAACUAGAAAAUGAUGUUCAAUCAAUGAUAACAUUGGGGCUGGUGACCGCAACCCAGCAACAUUACUAGAGAAACUAUAUUGAAAAAUAGAAAAAAGGAAAGGCUUGUGUUCUAUUUUUAAGCCAAACCAAUAAAAAAUAACAAUUACAGUGACUAUAUUAAUUCAUACAAUCUUGACGUCUAAAUAAUAGGUGUGAGGGCGUGAAAAGACAGAAAAAGGGGAAACAACUAAAAUCAAUUUGUUUUGUUAAAUUAACCGAAGAUUGAAAAUGAAUAAUUGUCUAGAAUUAGCACAUCGCUGACACCCGCUACACGCUAUGACAGCACUGCAAGAUCCCUCCUGCGCCAACCAUAACAGACACCUUUGUUUUCAUUCUCACCUAUUUCCUCCUAGUAUUCAAAUUCUCCUCGCGGGUUUUGCGUGCCGUGAUUUUUUUCGAUGGGCCGCAGGCAUACUGAUUCUGAAGUCGGUCGUUAUGCUCUUCUCAUCCUUUUCCUCAUGGCUACAAUCUCAUGCUGUCUUGUCUAUCUCUGCUUCUCUAUAGUUUUCAGACCCACUACAUCCUCUCUGGACUCAGGUGAUCUAGUUUUGGAGAAUACCGAACGAGAUCAUAACGAUUGUUGUGGAGGGAUUGAGCAUUUGGAGCUCUGGGGUGAUGCUGUCAAGUGGGGUUCUGAUUUCAAGGUUAAUUCUUCAAAGGAGUGUUGUAUGGCUUGUAAGCAUAUGUGUAGCGGCGAGGAUGGACCUUGUUUGUGUGAUUCUUGGGUUUUUUGUGGUCAUAAGUCGUCUUGUGGCUCUCAUUUCGGCGAGUGUUGGCUGAAGAAGCAAAAGGAUAGCUUGGAGCCUGAUCGACGAGACUCUGGUGAUCAAGUUAUGUGGACUUCUGGACUAGUUUUUGGAAAAGGAGAGGGUAUCGUUGGAAUGGAAACAGAAUAUGGGAUGCUUCAUGUAAAACUUUUACCGGAUUGUGCCCCACAAUCUGUUUCCUAUAUUCUUGAACUGUUGACAGCGCGUCAUUGUGCUGGUUGCCAUUUUUAUCGUGCAGAAAGCCGUGGAAGGUUUUGGGAUGCAGAAGGAAAUCAUAUCAAACAGGCCCCAUAUGGCCCUCCGUUUGCACUGAUUCAAGGAACACUCGAAGCCCAUGGGACAAUAUUUAAUGAAAUCCCGAAAGAGGCAUGUCCUACCAUAAGAAGAGGAUCAAUUGCAUGGGUGGGGUCUGGGCCAGAAUUCUUCAUCAGUCUCGCUAACCAUAACGAGUGGAAAAAGGCAUACACUGUGUUUGGCUUUGUUCUUCCCGAGGAUAUGGGAAUUGUGGAGAAAAUUGCAAAUCUUCCAACCAAAGCAGAGGUGUGGAGCAACAUUAAUGUCCAUGUCUUGGAACAACCUGUUCCUUUGCAUUUCCGAAGAAUCAGAAGUCCUGCAAACCUGAAUACAGGUUUCAGUAAUUCUUAUUUGUAAGAUGACCUUUAUGCCCGCUGAUUUUAUAGAAAGAUUUAGAAUUUACACAAAAUGAAUGGGUGAUAUGAGACCAUGGUUUACUUCAGUCCCUCUUUUCUAGGUUGUAUAUAGUGGAAUUGCCCUUUGUAUCGUAGAUGGACAAUCAAAAUUAAAAUGAAUUUUUUUUUUUUGUUUUUCC
Messenger RNA from Ricinus communis (castor bean), 3197 nucleotides. RefSeq lists its product as uncharacterized. The record is from RefSeq and is a predicted model, not a curated record. Lineage: Eukaryota; Viridiplantae; Streptophyta; Magnoliopsida; Malpighiales; Euphorbiaceae. Bases 2000 to 3019 code for a protein of 339 amino acids. Gene Ontology annotation, molecular function: peptidyl-prolyl cis-trans isomerase activity. The transcript is spliced from 6 exons. Gene Ontology annotation, biological process: protein peptidyl-prolyl isomerization.